CGGAGAUGUCGGUGACGUCUCCGCGCUCCCGACGGCUGCAGACAAACUGCUGCAAAGUGCUGCGUCUCUGAAUAAAAGAAGAAAAUGUUUCGAUGAGCGCUCCUCCAUAAUCAACCAGCCCUGAUUGGACGCUUUCUCCUCAACGUCUUACUUGCAGAAGCCACUGUGGGUGGCAGCGCUGCCAUGGAGACCGUGGUGAUUGUGGCCAUCGGGGUGCUGGCCACCAUCUUCCUGGCUUCCUUUGUUGCCCUGGUGGUGGUGUGCCGACAUCGUUACUGCCGCCCGCACGACCUGCUGCAUCACUUCGACUCCAAACCCACCGUGGAUCUGAUCGGUGCCAUGGAAACACAGAGCGAGCCGUCGGAGCUGGAGCUGGACGACGUGGUCAUCACCAACCCCCACAUCGAGGCCAUCCUGGAGAACGAGGACUGGAUCGAAGAUGCCUCCGGGUUGGUCUCUCACUGUAUCUCUAUCCUGAAGAUCUGCCACACUCUGACUGAAAAAUUAGUUGCCAUGACAAUGGGCUCAGGGACAAAGGUCAAAGCACCAGCCAGUCUGAACGAUAUCAUCACUGUGGCCAAACGCAUCAGCCCAAGGGUGGACGACGUGGUCAGAUCCAUGUAUCCUCCUCUGGACCCAAUCCUGCUGGAUGCCAGGGCCACCGCUCUCCUCCUUUCAGUCAGCCACCUCGUGCUCGUUACCAGGAAUGCCUGCCACAUGUCGGGCAGCUUGGACUGGAUCGACCAGUCGCUCCAUGCAGCUGAAGAUCACAUGGUAGUUUUGCGCGAGGCGGCGCUGGCUUCAGAACCGGAGCGACACAUUCCCGGAGCAGACACGCAGAGAGAGCAGGCCAUCUAGAGCAUGCACCCCCAAAGCUCCAAAAGUGUACGAUUUCUCCUCAAGUUGUCACUUCUGAUACUCACACGACACUUAUUUUAUUGACCACCUUGAACAGGUUCACAUCCUAAACUUGUCAUGCGGGACGAGAAUGACGACGCCGAGCUGACGGCUGCUGGAACUCAACUGUCAAGCUUCUCAAGUUUGCACCACGGCAACACAGAAAGCACC
Molecule: messenger RNA, 1068 nt
Organism: Thalassophryne amazonica
Lineage: Eukaryota; Metazoa; Chordata; Actinopteri; Batrachoidiformes; Batrachoididae
Gene: tmem98
Product: transmembrane protein 98
Exons: 7
Coding region: 184-858 (224 amino acids)
Cellular component (GO): endoplasmic reticulum
Source: RefSeq, a predicted model, not a curated record